Molecule: messenger RNA, 1966 nt
Organism: Cimex lectularius (bed bug)
Lineage: Eukaryota; Metazoa; Arthropoda; Insecta; Hemiptera; Cimicidae
Product: AFG3-like protein 2
Exons: 10
Coding region: 203-1903 (566 amino acids)
Biological process (GO): mitochondrial protein processing; protein-containing complex assembly
Cellular component (GO): m-AAA complex; membrane
Molecular function (GO): metalloendopeptidase activity; ATP-dependent peptidase activity; ATP binding
Source: RefSeq, a predicted model, not a curated record
AAAACCCAUAUGAUCCACUUGUUAGAAAACAGACGUUCCAAUAUGUUUUAAUUUGUUUUAAAUUUCUUUUAUUUAAUUUCAGUCAGCAAAUUCAAAAUUCCACUGAUUGAAGAUAUAUCCCAAUCGGGAGCCGGUAAUUCCUUGGCUUCAUCGUCGGCAGUGUGGGUCCGCCCGACGAAGUUCAGACAUCGCUCCAACGAAAAUGGGCAACGGACGGCCAGAUUACCUCCCGCUGAUAUAUCGUGGGCAAAUUGAAGGUACCACCCUCAGCAGCAUCAUCCCCACGAUGAUCGUCAUCGGUUUCUUAUUUUUAAUCUUGAAACGAUCGAAUGAUGGUGAUGGAAGGCGUUUACGGGGGAGAGGGCUUCUAGGGCUCAAUUCCAUUGCAACAAUUGUUAAUUCCGACGAGAUUACAGUGAGAUUCAAAGACGUUGCGGGGUGCGAAGAAGCGAAAAUAGAAAUAAUGGAGUUCAUAAAUUUUUUAAAACAUCCCGAACAAUACAUUCAACUUGGUGCUAAAAUCCCUAAAGGUGCACUUUUGACCGGACCCCCAGGGACUGGGAAAACCAUGAUGGCUAAAGCUACAGCAGGGGAGGCCAAUGUUCCUUUCAUCUUCGCCUCUGGUUCUGAAUUCCUCGAAUUGUUCGUCGGUGUUGGUCCGUCUAGAGUCCGAGAUAUGUUUUCUAUGGCCAGAAAAAACGCUCCUUGUAUUUUGUUUAUUGAUGAAAUUGAUGCUGUCGGUAAAAAGCGAGGGGGCAGACAUUUCGGUGGACAUUCAGAACAAGAAAAUACAUUAAACCAAUUACUAGUCGAAAUGGACGGUUUUAAACCAAACACAAAUGUGGUUGUUUUGGCAGCAACGAAUAGAGUCGAUGUCCUAGAUCAAGCUUUGAUGAGGCCAGGUCGAUUCGACAGGCAGAUUUUUGUACCAGUCCCGGACAUAAAAGGAAGAGCUUCCAUAUUUAAAGUGCACCUGGAGGCUCUGAAAACCGAUGCUGAUAAAGACAUCCUGGCCAGAAAGUUGGCUGCACUCACGCCGGGUUUUACCGGUGCUGAUGUGGCGAUGUGCUGCAACGAAGCGGCUUUAAUAGCAGCACGGGACUUAAACGAAUCCAUCGCACUUACGCACUUCGAACAGGCCAUCGAGAGGGUAGUGGCAGGAAUGGAGAAAAAGUCCAACGUGCUUCAGCCGGAAGAGAAGAAAACUGUGGCCUUCCACGAAGCGGGUCAUGCCGUGGCCGGCUGGUUUCUGCAACACGCAGAGCCUCUUCUAAAGGUAUCGAUCGUUCCAAGAGGAAAAGGAUUAGGCUAUUCGCAGUAUCUCCCGAAGGAACAAUAUUUAUACUCUAAAGAGCAACUUUUUGACACAAUGUGCGUGGCCUUAGGAGGAAGAGUAGCAGAAGAAAUCUUCUUCGACAGAAUCACAACUGGUGCUCAGGAUGAUCUUAAGAAAGUGACGAAAAGCGCAUAUGCUCAGGUUCUUAACUACGGUAUGAGUGAAAAAUUAGGGACUUUAAGCUUCGAAUUGCGGUCGAACGAUGACCUUUUUUUCGAGAAACCCUAUUCAGAGCAGACGGCUCAACUCGUGGACAACGAAGUGCGUUCGUUGAUAGAGAAAGCUCUCCAUAAAACAAGAGACCUUUUGAAAGCGCGCAAAUCUGAAGUCAAAAAGGUUGCUGAGAAGCUUCUGUUGACGGAAGUCUUGUCCAAGGCCGACAUGAUCGAGUUGCUUGGUGAGAGGCCUUUUCCAGAAAAAUCCACUUACGAGCAGUUCGUACAGGGCACCGGCUCACUGGAGGAAAACACAUCGCUCCCGAUAGGACUCAAAGAUUGGAAUCAAACGGAAAGAAAAACUCCCAAGGAACGAGAAAGCCCAGAACUUUCAUCUACACCGUCCAUUUAAGUCUUUCUUCAAAUAUUUAUAACACUAUUCGACAUAAUAAAAUGUAUACAUUACAUAAACAUA